Messenger RNA from Penicillium longicatenatum, 1431 nucleotides. RefSeq lists its product as uncharacterized. NCBI's taxonomy places the organism in Eukaryota, Fungi, Ascomycota, Eurotiomycetes, Eurotiales, Aspergillaceae. The transcript is spliced from 3 exons. The record is from RefSeq and is a predicted model, not a curated record. The coding region runs from base 1 to 1431 and encodes 476 amino acids.
AUGGCAGCCCGCUCUCUCUUGCUUUUUCCUGCUCUGGCCUUGGCAUCGAUCACAAUUGAGGAUCCUUCCAAUGUCAUCAGUCCUGCAUCGUGGGCGGCAGAUAAUGCUAUCGUGCCUGAUUAUGACAUUGCAAUGGUUAGCUCGCAGCCUUCCGAUAUUCUGGCGACCCACAAGGUCGAGGGGAAGACCUCCAGCGCAAACCAUGUCACUUGGUCUGCUACCGCCAACGACACCAGUGUUCUUCUCGUUGCAAACGAUGCCAGCUUCACCGGCACUUACAUGGAGUUCGACAAAAGUGGAUAUUCGACCAAUCUGAAUGAUGCCAGUUUCUGGGGCUUCAAUGCUGCGAUCAAUGUGGCCAACGCUUCCACCGCCGUCUUUGACAAUAUCAACGUGACCGUUCACAAUGGUGCAGCCCAGAUCUACUCUUACGGAACCGACACCGUCGUUAACGUCAACAAUGCUUGGCUAUACUCCUCCGGCCCAGUCAGCCACGGCCUAUAUGCCUCAGGCAACGGCACCAUCAUCGGCCGCAACAUCGACGUCUACUCUGGAGGCAAGCGCUCCUCUAGUUUCUCGGGUGAUUCGCCGGGUGGGUACAUCUACGUCUACGACAGCGUAGCACACGCAGCCGGUAUCGGGUCCGCUACAUUUUACGCACUCGGCGAGAUCCACGCUACCAAUGUGGUCAGUCUGUCAGAGAACGGACCUGUCGUUUUCUCCGAUGGUGCUCAGACCACCGAGUUGGUCGACUGUGAUUGUACUGCCGGUCUGUUGGGUGGGGUUGCUAUGUUCAGCAGCUCUGUCAUUAACAGUGGAGCGGUGUUGAACCUCACCAAUACCAAGUUCACAACCACUGGUUCUGAGAUGCCAGGAUUAUGGUUUGGAAAUCUCAUUGCUGAGGCCUACUUGGACAAUUCUCAGCUUGUUACUAAGUCGGGCAUCCUGGUUGUAGCGAAUUACUCGCAGAUCACUCAGGACUUCGAUUACUAUGCUGGAUACGCUGAUAACAGCGCUUUAUCUCCUGCGCAGGUGACUAUCUCUGUCACCGAGUCUGAUAUGACUGGUGAUCUUGUUGCGUACAAUGGAAGCUCUAUUGAUUGGUCUCUGGCUAAACAUAGCUCUUGGACUGGUACCGCUUAUUCUGGAUAUGGAGAUGCCACCUUUGGUGUUAAUCUCGAUGCCACAAGUACCUGGACUAUGACGGCAAAUACUGUUGUACAGAAUUUCACCGAUUCUCUUACGAGCUUGAAGAAUAUUCACAGCCAGGGACACACUCUAUACUAUAAUGCUACUGUGAACACCUGGUUGAAGGGAAAGACUGUUAAGCUUCCUGGCGGUGGUUCGGCAAAGCCUAUCACUGCGGCCACUUCGGCCGCUGGGCAGUCUCGGACUCAGGUUCGCGGAGGUAGUCGGUCGGGCCAGAACUAA